AAAUAACACCAUUUUCCACAAAUUGUCCAAUUUCCAUCUUACGGCCAACAAAAAAAAGAGUAAAAUAACAAUUUAAUUUUGUAUCGAUUGCGUCGUCGUUAGUUUUCCCAUUUCCUCAUAAUUCUUCAUCUCUUUCCUUUCUCAUCUCUCGAUUCCUUUCUUUCUUUCCAUAUUCCAUUGAUUUCUCUCUUCUUAUAAAAAUACAGAUUCUCUCUUCUUAGAACCAUCACCGAUUCGAACAGAUCUAAUAAAUCGUUUUUUUCACCAGAUUUUUUUCGCCGGAGUUUGUUUUGAUCCAUUCUGUUAUGGCGGAAGAACACAGACUUCAAGAACCACGAUUAUGUGCUAACAAUUGUGGCUUCUUCGGAAGCACAGCUACACAAAAUCUCUGUUCCAAAUGUUUUCGAGAUCUUCAACAUCAAGAACAAAACUCUUCCACCGCCAAACAUGCUCUUACCCAAUCCUUAGCCGCCGUUGGCGCUGCUGCGUCUUCCUCCGUGUCGCCACCGCCUCCGCCUCCAGCUGAUUCGAAAGAAAUCGUUGAAGCGAAAUCAGAGAAACGAGCGGCGGCUGAACCGGAGGAGGCGGAUGGUCCGCCGCAAGAUCCGAAGCGGUGUUUGACUUGUCGGCGGCGCGUGGGAAUCACGGGGUUUCGGUGUAGGUGUGGUUUCGUUUUCUGCGGGACGCAUAGGUACGCGGAGCAACAUGAAUGUUCGUUUGAUUUCAAGCGGAUGGGGAAGGAUAAGAUCGCUAAAGCGAAUCCGAUUGUGAAAGCUGAUAAGCUUGAGAAGAUUUGACUUUGUUGUUUGUUGUUUGUUGUUGUUGCUUUGGUUUUGUGCGUUUGAAUGAAACACACAUGAAGAAGAAAGAGCAAGAAACAAACAUGUCAAUGUAAAUUUAAGCUUUAUUUGAUGAUUUCUUCAGUUUGGUUAUUAAAUUUGCUUAUUAUUGAUUUGAUUGUUCCGUUUGAUGAUCUUGUAGAAGGCUUAAGUCGUAUUAUCAAUGUGUAGAAUUUGGAUUUGGUUGA
This is a messenger RNA of Arabidopsis thaliana (thale cress), 1027 nucleotides long. RefSeq names its product A20/AN1-like zinc finger family protein. NCBI's taxonomy places the organism in Eukaryota, Viridiplantae, Streptophyta, Magnoliopsida, Brassicales, Brassicaceae. Bases 306 to 797 code for a protein of 163 amino acids. Gene Ontology annotation, molecular function: DNA binding; zinc ion binding. The record is from RefSeq and is marked reviewed. The transcript is spliced from 2 exons.